AUGUGCGGGAAACGGGAGGACGAGCGCCGGAAAGGUGGGAGACCCGCGCUCGAAGUACAGGUCCAACCGACAGUAAACCUUCCACCGAAGCCACCAACAAUUAAACCUAUAGUAGAGAGUAAUAAAAUCGUCAUUAAGAAUAGCAAUAAGCUGAGAUACUUACCAGCGGAGGAACGGAUGCAGAAGUACCUUGAGGUUCGGAACCGAAUAUUUGCCAACCAGCAGAUAGACGGGAUGCGGAGCGUCAGCCGGAGGCUUUUAAAGGCCAGAUCACGAUUCCGGCGGAGGCAUCAGACGCGACGUGCCGUGGUUGAAGCCGUUCGUCGGGGCAUGGGAGGUGAUCCCAGGGUGUUUGCCGAGGUCCGGAUACAUGGCAAGCCCAUUUCCGGUUUGCUGGAUACAGGCGCGUCCAUUAAUGUCCUGGGAAAAGGCAGCCGUGAAAUGCUAGAGGAGCUCGGGGUCCGCAUGGACAAGUACACGUCGAUCGUGAGGACUGCGGCGGGAGAAGACCGGUCACUUAUAGGUCGAGUACACGUUCCGGUAGAAUUCAAGGGAGUGGAGAAGGUACUUACCUUUUACGUAUGCCCGUACCUGGAGCAAGAGCUAUACCUUGGGAUCGAUUUCUGGAGGAAAUUCGCGUUGGCACCGGCUAUCCUCGGAGAGAUACCAGCAACGAAACCGAAAGCGAACGUGGAGGAAUUGUGGGACGCAACAAAUCCGUGGCUGGAUGGCAAAGCCGGUAAAGAGUCUGUAAUCGAGGAGUGGAACCUGCAAGAAGAAGACAAAAAUCGGUUAGAAGCGGUAAAGAAAGAGUUCCUAGCGUUCGAGGACGUCGGUCUGGGUAAGACAUCGGUGGAGACACAUCGGAUCCAGCUCGUGGAAGGCGCAGAGCCGUUUAAGGAUCGGCAUUAUCCACAAUCGCCAGCGAUGCAGGAGAUUGUGUGGGCCGAAGUCGACAAAAUGCUGGAGCUGGGCGUGAUCGAGGUCAGCGAGAGUCCGUGGAGUAACCGCACGACAGUGGUGCGAAGGCCGGACAAAAAUAGGUUCUGCUUAGACGCACGGAAGCUGAACAACCUCACCGUGAAGGAUGCUUAUCCGCUGCCAUGCAUCGAGGGAAUCCUGUCCAGAAUCGAGCAGACCUACUAUAUUUCAAGCGUCGACUUGAAAUUCGCAUUCUGGCAGGUGGAGUUGGAUCCUGAAAGCCGUCCAUAUACAGCGUUUACGGUUGCGGGACACUUCGUCGCGUCGCACUAUGGAGUUGGAGCAGUCCUGUUCCAAUACGACGAGGAAAAGAACGAACGUCCGAUUGCCUUCUUCUCCGCAAAGCUAAACAAACAUCAGAUAAAUUAUUCUGUGACGGAGAAGGAGUGCUUGGCAGCCGUACUUGCCAUCGAAAAGUUCCGGCCCUACGUGGAACUGAUGCAGUUCACGGUCAUCACCGACCACGCCAGUCUGAAGUGGCUGAUGACCAUGAAAGACCUUAGUGGGCGCCUGGCACGAUGGUCACUCAGGUUGCAGAGCUUCGACUUCCAGAUAGCGCACCGGAAGGGAUCCGAAAACGUUGUGGCCGACACGCUGUCCAGAUGCGUAGAGGAGCUGAAGCUGGAUGCCGACGAUGCUCUCGGGUUCGCCACGACGGAGUUCGAAUCUGAGGAGUACAAAGAGAUUCGGGAUGAGAUUCUGGAGAAUCAGGAUCGACUGCCGGAUGUCCGAGUGGAAGGGAACCUCGUCUUCAAACGCAGCGGAUUCGACAGAUUGGAGGAGGAAGUCGAAGGAGGGUCUUGGAAGCUGUGGAUCCCAGCCCCGCUCACAGCUGGCCUGAUCGCGACGGCCCACGACGAACCGACGUCAGGACACGGAGGCGUAAGGAAGACGCUGCAGCGACUCCAGCGGCAAUAUUACGGGCCGCAGAUGACGACUCAAGUCCGAGACUUUGUGGGGCAAUGCAUUCAAUGCAAGGAGUUGAAGGCUCCAAAUUACCGCACACAGGUCGGGAUAGGGCAGGAAGUGGUGACUGAAAGGCCAUUCCAGAAACUCUACAUAGAUUUCCUAGGCAAAUAUCCAAGAUCCAAGCGAGGAAAGGCCUGGAUAUUUGUAGUAGCAGACCACUUCUCCAAAUUCACAUUCCUGAAGGCCAUGAACGAAGCCACAACGUCCAACGUCAUCGAGUUCCUGGUGCAGGAGGUGUUUUUCAAGUUUGGAGUGCCGUAG
Messenger RNA from Drosophila yakuba, 2211 nucleotides. RefSeq lists its product as uncharacterized. The transcript is spliced from 2 exons. Gene Ontology annotation, biological process: DNA integration; proteolysis. The record is from RefSeq and is a predicted model, not a curated record. The coding region runs from base 1 to 2211 and encodes 736 amino acids. NCBI's taxonomy places the organism in Eukaryota, Metazoa, Arthropoda, Insecta, Diptera, Drosophilidae. Gene Ontology annotation, molecular function: aspartic-type endopeptidase activity; nucleic acid binding.